Molecule: messenger RNA, 2360 nt
Organism: Tachyglossus aculeatus (Australian echidna)
Lineage: Eukaryota; Metazoa; Chordata; Mammalia; Monotremata; Tachyglossidae
Gene: CLEC20A
Product: C-type lectin domain containing 20A
Exons: 12
Coding region: 216-1664 (482 amino acids)
Source: RefSeq, a predicted model, not a curated record
ACUUGUAGUUUCAGAUUUUUUUAUCGAUCCCGAUCCUGGAGAUACCUUCCUGAUUCCUCUGUCUUCACCACAUCGGACUUCUCAAAAACUUACCGCUACAAGAGUGGAAAAGUGAGGCCAAAACAGCUGAAUAAGAGCCCUCCGAGAGUCAGCCGCUUCUGCUGCCUCCUGCAUCUCCAACCCCAGCGUUACUCAAAGUGACCGUCGGCUCAAAGAUGUUCAUCAGGAUCGGGACUGUGAUGGACUGGCCUUCGGCCUACUUCUACUGCAAGAGCAAGUACACCAACUUAGCCGACUUCCACGACGUGACCGACGCGGCGGCCCUGACUCCCAUCUUGGACGAUCAAGACCGGUGGGUCGGCCUGUUCUUCGAUGAGGAGAUUGGCCAGUUGAAAUGGUCCACCAACAUGUUUGGCACCCCGGAGUGGCUGAGCCAGAUUCUGUUCUUGCCAGGGCAGUGUGGGACUCUUCACCUUUUCGGCAGCUCUAGAGCAAAAUUGUCUGCUAAUUCCUGCAGUGACAAGAAACCUUUCAUCUGCUUCUACGACCCAACCUUCAGAUACCCAACGACUGCCCAAUUGAUCCUCGAUCCUCAGCCUGCUACCACCCAGGAAGGGAUGACCACAUUCCAACCAGGGACCAGCACCAGUACUGAGAGGGCACCCGCCUCCUGGCCGGCUACAGCUCCACCCCCAUCAGCCCUGACUUCGGCCCCACUGGCCGUGGCUAUGCAGUCACAGACCAUGGCUCCGCUCCCUCUGGCCACUUCUGUGUCAACAAGGAGCCCUUUGGGGCAACAGCCAGGGAGCAGCUCUGCAGUCCCUGGGAGACAGAAUGGACCCAGCCUAGAGGCCCAGCCAGCCAGGACAGAGAUAACUGGAAGCCCAGAGGCCCAAGACUCGGUUUCCACUGUGCCGGCCCACCUUCCAGGGACCAGCACCAGUACUGAGAGGGCACCCGCCUCCUGGCCGGCUACAGCUCCGCCCCCACCAGCCCCGACUUCGGCCCCGCUGGCCAUGGCUAUGCAGUCACAGACCAUGGCUCCGCUCCCUCUGGCCACUUCUGUGUCAACAAGGAGCCCUUUGGGGCAACAGCCAGGGAGCAGCUCUGCAGUCCCUGGGAGACAGAAUGGACCCAGCCUAGAGGCCCAGCCAGCCAGGAUAGAGACAACUGGAAGCCCAGAGGCCCAAGACUCGGUUUCCACUGUGCCGGCCCACCUUCCAGACCUUCCCAGCCCCGGGAGAGGGGUCACCCCUACCAGCCCAGUGGCCUCCACUCCAGUCCUCCAUGUGCCCCCCACUCAGAACCCAGCUCCUGGAAGAGUAGGCACGGAGCCCCAGGGAAGCACCUCAGAGCAAGACCUUCUCAGCCUCGGGAGAGGGGUCACCCCUACCAGCCCAGUGGCCUCCACUCCAGUCCUCCAUGUGCCCCUCACUCAGAACCCAGCUCCUGGAAGAGUAGGCACAGAGCCCCAGGGAAGCACCUCAGACCAAGCAGAGUUCGCGUUUGUGGUCCUGAAGGCGGAUUUCAACUUCCUGACUCCGAUGGACCCUGAGGAAAUGAAAAAACAGAUCCUUUUGGAGAUCCAGGAAGCUGUGGAAAGGGUUUUGGGUAAUGAGGAAUUCAGACUCAACUGGAUCGGCUACGAAGUGCCCCAAAACUAGACCAUCGAGUCUCGUCAAGAAGGGGCAUUUUCCUCCCCCGUUACGUCCCUAAAUGCUGGUGGUACCUGAAGAGCCAGGGGGAGCAGCCUAAGAUGGACCUUGGAGAAAAUGGAUGGCCCAAUCUGGUGCCCAAUGCCCACUGCUCCAGUUACAGCUGAGGCUGGGCAGAAAGGAGGGAAAAGGAGAAGGAGAAGGGAUUGUCUGUUAACACUGACAAUUUCCCAGGGCUUUUCCAGAAAGGGAGCAGCUUUACCUGAAUUCCAGUUGGGCUCUGGUGAAAUCUGUCUCCACAGUUACCGGCCUAAUGCCUGCCUUCCCAUUCCUGCCAAUCGCCCUGAUACUGAACCACCAAGCACCCAGCCACCAGAAGCAAAGAUGAAGACGUCCAUCAAUGAAGCAGUUUGACUCUCAAAUGUUUAAAGUUAAAGUUUAUUUGUACUCUUUGUAGGAAUAUCAAUAAAAGACCUCAAACAUAUCUAUAUCUGUACAUGUACAAGAACCGUUCAAAAUUAUUCACAGAACAAAAAUAAAUCUUCUUUAGAACAAGCCCAGGUAAUGAAAUGCAGACACAGGUCUCACACAGGAAACUGUCCAGUGCUAAGAGCACAAAAAUAUGGCUUUAAAAUUAAAUAAAAUCUUGGGUUUACAUUUUUCUAAGGUGUAUUCUCUCUCUCGAAAUAAAAAUAAAUUAUUUAG